GGUGAGUCGGCGAGGAUGGCGCUGGUUGAUGUUCUGAGCUGUGGCGGCUCGGGGGCCGGGGCCGGGGCCGGGGGUCGAGUCGGUGGCGCGCCGAUUGGCCUCGGCUUGGAGCUGCCCCCGGCACAGCUUGGGGAUGAAGAGCCGACGGAACGGAUCGAGCUGCUACAUGGGACCACCACCCUGGGUUUGAAGUUUGCCCAGGGCGUGGUGAUCGCAGUGGACUCCCGAGCCACAGCUGGCUCCUACGUGGCCUCGCAGACGGUGAAGAAAGUGAUCGAGAUCAACCCCUACCUGCUGGGGACGAUGGCGGGAGGGGCGGCGGACUGCAGCUUCUGGCAGCGCCUGCUGGCCCGCCAGUGCCGUAUCUACCAGCUGCGCAACAAGCAGCGCAUCUCGGUGGCGGCCGCCUCCAAGCUGCUGGCCAACAUGGUGUAUCAGUACAAGGGCAUGGGGCUGUCCAUGGGCACCAUGAUCUGCGGCUGGGACAAGCGAGGACCAGGCCUGUACUACGUGGACAGUGAGGGCAACCGGGUGCCGGGCCAGAUCUUCUCAGUAGGCUCGGGCUCAGUCUAUGCCUACGGUGUGUUGGACCGUGGCUACCGGCACGAGAUGGAGCCAGAGGAGGCCUACGAGCUUGCCCGGCAGGCCAUCUACCACGCCACCGUCCGCGAUGCCUACUCCGGCGGCACCGUCACCCUCUACCACGUGCGGGAGAGCGGCUGGGUGCGCGUCUCCAGCGAGGACGUCGCAGACCUGCACCUCAAGUUUCGCGCCGGAGGCUGCAACUAGCGGGGAGCUGUUUGGGGAGAGGACUCCUCUGCUCUUUUUGGGGUGUGGGUUUCCUGUGUGUAUCUGCUGUCCAGUGCUGGAACCUGAGAAUAAAAUCUUGUUACUUGUAAA
Hypanus sabinus (Atlantic stingray) is the source of this 900-nucleotide messenger RNA. Its product is annotated as proteasome subunit beta type-5-like. NCBI's taxonomy places the organism in Eukaryota, Metazoa, Chordata, Chondrichthyes, Myliobatiformes, Dasyatidae. The record is from RefSeq and is a predicted model, not a curated record. The transcript has 3 exons. Gene Ontology annotation, molecular function: threonine-type endopeptidase activity. Bases 16 to 789 code for a protein of 257 amino acids. Gene Ontology annotation, cellular component: proteasome core complex.